AGGAGGAGUAGCAGCGGCGGCGGCAAUGGGGAGGUGUUUGCUGCCAGCCUGAUUCACCCAAUCUCGCUGGGGAGGCAACGAGCGGAGGAGGAGUGGGGCAGAUCCUGCAUCUCCCUCGUACUCUUCGACCACCCCCCAUUCUCCCCGCCUGCUUCCUCGGUUCUCUUACAAGGUCACUAUCACAUGACAAAGGGUUGGAGACAGCUUCAUUUUCCUCUGCCUGUUAAUUUCCAUUUGCCUUCCUAGAUAAAUCUCAGUGUUGGCUCCAAUCCUGACAACUUUGAAAUGCUGUUCCAGUUGUAUAAAUGGACAGAGUCUAUGUAAGCUAUCAAGUUCAAUCCAGAGAAAGGACUUCUUGAUGCCUUAGUAUUUGAAGGAGGACGCUGAUGGACUUUUGAAGAAGCAAAGUAACUUUUGAGGAGGCGGAAUUAAGAAUGGGUAGACAGGCUCUGCGAAUCUGAUGAGGUGAUGGUCACAGUAAUGAAAGGCAGCAAUAGGAAUAAAGAUCAUUCAACAGACGGAGAGGGGACUGCAAAACGACCAAAGAGAAAGUGUCUUCAGUGGCAUCCAUUACUUGCAAAGAAAAUCCUUGACUUUUCUGAAGAGGAGGAGGAAGAAGACGACGAAGAAGAUAUUGAUAAGGUUCACCUUCUUGGUGCUGAUGGCCUAGAGCAUGAUGCUGAUGAAACAGAAGAUGAGGACUCUUCAGAGCAGCGAGCUCGCAGGCCAAUGAAUGCAUUCCUUCUGUUCUGCAAGCGUCACCGCUCCCUUGUACGGCAGAAGCACCCCCGUCUGGACAAUCGUGGUGCUACCAAAAUACUGGCAGAUUGGUGGUCUGUCCUAGACCCUAAAGAAAAGCAGAAAUACACCGAUAUGGCCAAGGAGUACAAGGAUGCAUUUAUGAAAGCAAAUCCUGGCUAUAAGUGGUGUCCACCUACAAGCAAACCUGUGAAAAUUCAGUCAUCCACUGUUACUAACCGGAAAAAGCUGUGGGCUUUCCCCUCAGAACCUACAAAGGAUUUGCCAAGCCCCAAAAAGUUGGUGAAGACUGAAGAAAUGCCUCAACUGAACUUUGCAAUGGCAGAUCCAACACAAAUGGGAGGCCUCAGUAUGCUACUGUUAGCAGGAGAACAUGCCUUGACUGCACAAGAGGUUUCCUCAAAUACAUGCCAUUCCGAUGCACCAAACUCUACAGAAGGAUGUCUGAAGUCACCAUUAUUUCAGUUUGCUGAGAUCUCUUCAAGCCCGUCACAAUCAGAUGCUCCUACAGAUGCAAAAGAAAGUGAGGAUUCGGCACUAUUUCCAUUUUCUGAGUUGAUGAAUCCAGAAGUUGUAAAGCACUGUAGGAAGUCUGCACUCUUCCAGCUAGCAGAGAUUUCAUCAAGUACAUCCCAUUCAGGUCCUUCUGAAUUAACAAAGCAGUGUGGGACAUCAGCAUUGUUUCAGUUGGCAGAGAUGUGCCUUGCAUCAGAGGAAGUAAAAGUACGGGAACCUGGAAAGGCAAAACUAGAAGCUUCCAGGAUUAUCAAACCAUCGGAAGAAACUGAGGAGAAGAGAGUUGAAGAGACAGAUAAGGCAAAAGUAAAAACUGAUAAAUCUCAGAAAGCAAGGGCCCAAGAACUUGAAAAGACAAAGCCUGGAGUGUCACAGAAAGUGGCCAGAUGCAGUCAUGUUGCAGAUGCUACUUCGGACAAUUCAGCACUAAGUGGAUCUAACGACUCAAAGGCAGAGGACCUUGCAUGCCAUUCCCAAGAGCUGACAAUGGCCAACAUCAGCACCUUAGGCUUAAUUAAACCUGAGAAGUUAAAAAAGAAGAAGAAGAAAAAUAAGUUGGACCGUCAAACUCUUGAAAAAUGUACCGCUAAGAAGGCUUCCAAAAAGAGGCAGUCUUCUGAGUCAGACAUAGAGAGUGUCAUUUAUACCAUUGAAGCGGUUGCAAAAGGGGACUGGGGGGCAGAGAGACUUCUGGAAGUGCCCCGCAAGAAAGUUCGCCCUUCUUCCAGUCUGAAGGGGAAUUUCUUCGACAUAAAGUCACCAAAGAAAAAAGUGAAGUCAAAAGAGAAAAGAGCACUAAAGGAAAAAUCCAUAGUGACCACCAAAGAAUCAAAGCCUCCUGAAUGUUUUGAUAUUACAGUUCACAAGGAGCUGCAGUGCGAGGUUCCUGAAAGCAUUAAAUCAGAACCGCUGACCUCAACAGAGGAGGUGAUGUCGCCAAGUUUGCCAGAGCAGAUCAAAAUUGAGGACAGUGACUGCAGCAAAAAAGCAGAGACCUGCGGCUCGAGAAAAUCUGAGAGAGCUUGCAAAGGUGCUCUGUACAAAACUCUGGUGUCAGAGGGCAUGCUUACAUCCUUGCGGGCCAAUGUUGACAGAGGUAAACGAACCUCAGGAAAAGGUGGCAACUCUGAUCACGAAGGAUGCUGGAAUGAAGAAAACUGGACAUUUCCAGCAGGUGGAACAAGUGGAAACAAGAAGCUUAAAAAAACUAAGCCAAAGGAGGAAACAGUUUUGGGCUUAGCAAAGCUGGAAGAGGAAUUUGAGAAAAAAUUCAACAGCCUUCCUCAAUACAGCCCUGUCACGUUUGACCGGAAAAGUGCAUCCAUACCAAGAAAAAAGAAGAAGGUUGGUAGUUCCUCAGCAGAUCAGCCAAAAUCUAGCAAAGAGUUGGCAACUAUGCAAGAACCUUUGGUUGGCAGCCAGAAAAGAAAAGCAAGGAAAACCAAGAUCACGCAUCUAGUCCGGACUGCAGAUGGCAGAGUCUCACCAGCAGAAGGAGUUUUAGAGAAACCAAAGGAACUACUGCAGGAUGGUCUUCAAAAGACAUCAAGUACAGGGACAGACUGCAACAAAGAAUCUUUGCAAAACAGUCGAUCAGAAGAAGGUCAUAGUAUUACACCCGACAUGCCAUCGGUAUCUGCAUUCUUUAGCCUCGCUGCUCUUGCAGAGGUAGCAGCAAUGGAAAAUGCACACAGAACUCCAAGGACAGCACCUCUCCCACAUGAUGGACAGCCAAAAGAAAUGUCUCAGGCUCAAGUGCUUAUUUCCUGUGCUGACCAGUGAAGCUCUACUCUAUUGUAAAAGUUGUGCUUUACCUAAUAUCCUAGCCUUGUCUUUACCAAUGGAUGCUAUUCAAUCCAUGUGAUGGAGGAACCAUAGACUGAAAAUGAGUGGUUUGUGUUCAGUAUGGCACAGAUUUGUGUUCAGUAUGGCACAGAUUUCACUUACAGCCUGGGCCAGUGCUCCCUGGGUUUGGGGCCCCAAAUCUACUAUGGUUGUUUCCCUGUUAAGGAACAGAAAUGAAAAGAUCCUGGAGCUUUGCUUUCUACUGAAGGUUUUUAAAAGGGUAUAUGCAUAGUUACAUGGAGGUGGCAAACUUGCCUGUUGCUCACACGGCAUCUGUUCUGCCAACCAGAGUAUGGAAAAUAGUUUCAAAUAAUAACUAGCUACUCUAAACAAACAACAAACGAGGCGAGAAAACUGACGCACUGCACUAGUUAGUAGAUAUUCUUAGUCCUUUUUGUACAUGAAGAUUUAAGUUCUGAAGAUGGUUUAUAUUAUAGGUUAUGCGCUUCUUCUAACUGCUAUAUUCUCUCUUCUUUCUCUUAGGGAGUGAAUUCUAAGAACCCGUUUGGGAGUAAUCCUGCCAAGAAAGCUCCGCGCGAGGUGUAAAUUCAUUGUUAUGGAGUAUGCGCGUAAUAUAGUAGUCCAGACAUUCUGCACUUUUGUAACUGCCACCAGGGUGAUAGAGUUUAUUGGCAAAAAAAAAAAUGUUGACAGGCUGUAUUUUGCUUGACUUCUUUUAAUUAAGUGUAGAAUAAUGAGGAUGACUAGCAUUUGGAGCAAAGGUUUGGCAUAUUGAUAAGAACAGUACUGCAGAUUAUAGAUUUGUCUUUCAUGCCUUGGAUGGUUCAUUUAUUUUUGAAUAGCGGUCUAAAAUGACCGUGUGGAAACUAAAGCAAUGAAACAGGAAGAAAAUACUAUAAAUACAUAGUUCAGAAGUGACCUUAGUAUUACUUCACUCUUUCGAAAAUCUUUUCAAAUGACAUGCAUACUGAUGUACAUAUUUUACAGACACUGGAAUUGUCAUAAUUACUAUGCACAGUCUAAAUUGGCUUCAUAAGUUUAUGAAGUGCCAAUGCGCACUUGGAAUAGUAAAGUGCUGAGUGUUGUGUAAGUAAGCAACGGCUGAGGAAAUAAUGUUACUGAAUUUAGACUGUCAAACUGCUCACUUUCCAGUUCAUCUUCUCUCUCUUUAUUAUAUAUAUUGUGUCUUAUUCCUGUGCAUACAUCUCAUGCCAAGUUACAGUCUUUUUUUGGUCUUUUUUUCUUGUUCUUUCUAUUUCUUAACCACUUUGCUUGUAUCAGUUGCCUGUGAUUUCGCACAGACACACAGGCUGCAAGUGGAAGUUGUGCUUGUGAGCUGUUUUGUGGGAAAGGGUGUGGGACAGUGAAUCUAUCCCACUUGACCCCUCAAACAGCUAACUGGCAACAACGGGGAAUUGUCUGCCUCUGCAGUCCCAAAAGUUGGACCAGGGAGGAGAACUGUGUAUGGCAGCACCAUCUGCAUACAGAGUUGCCUAUCCUUCUAGGGAUGCUCAAAUGGAUCUGGGCAAUUAUGUUUCCCAGCAGUAAAAGUUAAUUCUUAUUAGAAUUUGGCAUAAAGCUACAUGCAACACAGGGUACUUCUUCCACAGCACAAGAUGUUUCCCUUCUAUGUUUUGCAGCCUAGCACAAAGACUUAACCAAAUGCUAUUGACCAGACCCCAGCAAUAAUUUUCUAUGAGUCAUCUUCUUCUCUGGUGGAAUUUUGUGAUAGUGUUAAGUUCAGCAAGACCCGCUUUUUUAGGUCUCUAAAUGAUGAGCGUUUACACAAUUUUAUCAGGCUUGCUUAAUUUAUACUUGACAGAAUUAAUAAAGGAUGCAUUUUGGGGGGGUUUUGUAAUUGGAUUUAAUAGCCAUAUGAAAAUGCGCUUGGCUUAGCCUUUAUUUGUAAUUAGUGCAUGUCUUUCAUUAUCAGAAACAACCUCAGACAGAUCACACAAAUUCAGUGUGAUGACUGAAAGAAAAAUGUCAAUACAAUCCCAUGAAAAAAAUCAGACAUUCCCUCAAAGAUGCAAAUGUUAAGGGUAGAAGAAGGAAAUGUUUAACUUCAACAGGAAAUAAGAAAGUUAAAUGCUUUUUGAAAAAUCCAGAUAGAAGAAUCUUCCUUGUGCCAUUGGAGCACAUGGCAUUGUUUUCUAACAGAUCAAUUUUGUUAACGUUCUCUACAUUAUUUUACCAAAACCGAAUGCUGCCAUCAUGCCAAAUUAUUGGGCAUAUGUUGAGGUAGCUUUGAAAAGUGUAAGGCCAUGAUGUCCUAAUUGUAGUUCAAAAACUACAAGUAGCUGAAAUCCAAAUAUCUUAUGGUGCAGCCUCUUCAUCUUGGCCAGGGUACUAACGUAUAGGCCCUUUUCGCAUGGGCGACCAAGCGGGGGGGGGUGUGUGUGUCAGCAUCAACAAUGCCGAUGCACCCCCCCGGGACCGUUCGCACGGACGGUCCCAGCAGGCGGCGGCGCAGCCUUCGCACAGGCUGCACUGU
Molecule: messenger RNA, 5575 nt
Organism: Sphaerodactylus townsendi
Lineage: Eukaryota; Metazoa; Chordata; Lepidosauria; Squamata; Sphaerodactylidae
Gene: BBX
Product: BBX high mobility group box domain containing
Exons: 19
Coding region: 469-3057 (862 amino acids)
Biological process (GO): regulation of transcription by RNA polymerase II
Cellular component (GO): nucleus
Molecular function (GO): DNA-binding transcription factor activity, RNA polymerase II-specific; RNA polymerase II transcription regulatory region sequence-specific DNA binding
Source: RefSeq, a predicted model, not a curated record